AUGUGCGCUGCUGGGACUCGUUUGACCGUCCUCGCCGCUCCUCCUCCUUCCCCAGUCGCAAACGCGACAACGACAGAUCCCGCGUCAUCCACUAGUCUCCCCACAUACGCAAUCAUCCUCAUCACUCUCGGCGCGGUCCUUUUGGCGCUCCUACUCUGCGCGGGCAUAUAUGCAUUUACCAAACGGAAUCGGAAAAAGGAAGAAAAGCGGUUUGCAAUCGAUGAGGAGGGGGCCAGUACGGUUGACGGCUCAGCGGGGCGGAGGGAUCGCGAAAUGGACUGGGAUUGGUGGAGAGCGCGGAUGUGGGAGGGAGACCCUGGCACGGGAUAUGCAGCACGUUCGGAGGGGCAGAUGCCGGCAGCAUUGCAGCAGCCAGUACAUAGUCCGUCACCUAUUCAAGCUCCCUUCCUUGCACCCAUUCCACAACAAUUCCAUUCCGCCCAGCAACAACCACAGCAACAGCUGCAGCUGCAGCAGCAACCACAGCAACAACAACAACAGCAGCAGCUGCAGCUGCCGCAGCAAGUACAGCAACAGCCCUCGUUCUCUCAACAGCAACCCAUACAGCAACAACCGCAGGUCCCUCCAACACCCCCGGGCUCACCCACACCUCCCAAACCAGAAAACUACGAAGGAGGAACAUGGGCCUACAUCCUCGACCCAACGCGCGGUACUCUCCCCAUUUACAUUCCACCCCCGCUUUCCCCAACUACGAGUUCUCAAGAACAUUAUUCGGCAAGCGUGUCACCCGCUGUUGAACACGCAAGUGAGCCCAUAAGUGAACGAGGGAGUGAACAAGGUGAUAGUAAUGCUGAUGGAGGUGGGUUGCGGAGUCCUCCGCCGCCAGAGUAUAGGAGUAUGACAGAGUAUGCAAAGAGGGACCUGUGAGGAGAUUGUGUGCGGUUUUUUUUUGGUUUUUCUGUUUUUCUGUGUACUAUACUUGUAGGACUGGUGUCAUUUGUUGAGGGAGCAUUGUCCAUAUGUUCGAUGAUCUUUAAUGCAGUUACCCAUCACCCGA
Spizellomyces punctatus DAOM BR117 is the source of this 1018-nucleotide messenger RNA. RefSeq lists its product as uncharacterized. The coding region runs from base 1 to 888 and encodes 295 amino acids. The record is from RefSeq and is a predicted model, not a curated record. The transcript has 2 exons. NCBI's taxonomy places the organism in Eukaryota, Fungi, Chytridiomycota, Chytridiomycetes, Spizellomycetales, Spizellomycetaceae.